AUGGCCGGCGCUCGGGCGCUCGUGGCCGUCUGCUGCUGCUGGUGGUGGCUGACCAACGCAGCCGCCACCGAGCUAGACUUGUUGGCUGCGCUGUCGCUGCACAACACAACGCGGACCGGAGUCAGCGCUGCUCCUGGCAUGCAGCCUCAGCGGACCGCGUACUCCCUUGACGGGGACUCGCGAUCGCUGCAGGUGGAAGGAACGGCCUUCGACCACGCCAUGGAGCUUCUGCGACGAUCGCCAGAGUUCACAGUCCUAGCUGCUCUUCGACAGGAGCCGGCUAACUCGGGAACAAUUCUAUCCUUCUCACACGGAUACAACAGGUAUCUGGAGUUGCAGUCGAGUGGUCGGCGAGAUGAGGUGCGUCUACAUUACGUGGAGGCAGGAGGCGUCACGGCCCGAGUGGAGACCUUCCCGUUUCGACUCGCGGACGGCGCGUGGCAUCGGGUGGCACUUGCUGUCUCAGGGGCGCAAGCAACUCUGCUCGUUGACUGUCACCCGCUGUAUCGACGGUUAAUACCACCACCAGACCGGAAUUUUACACAACCACAACUCUCAUUGUGGGUAGGACAGAGGAAUAGCAAGCAUUCUUUAUUUAAGGGAACCCUUCAAGAUGUUAGAUUGGUGAGUGGGCCUCACGGCUAUCUGGUGCAGUGUCCGGGGCUGGACUCCGAAUGUCCCACUUGCGGCCAGUUCUCACUGCUACAAGCCACGGUACAGGAACUAACUUCACAUAUCCAUGACCUUUCACUAAAGCUUGUGGGCACGGAAGCAAGAUUGGCGCGUUUAGAACAAUGUGAUUGUCAAAAAUCGUGUUACUCUAAUGGAACAGUGCACGCUGAUGGUGCAACGUGGCAAAAAGACUGCAAUCGCUGCUCUUGCGUGCAUGGUGAAAUAACAUGCAGGCCAGUAGAAUGCGACAGAGCUGAAUGUAAAAAUCCAGUGUUACAUCCAGGAGAAUGCUGUCCCACGUGUCUGAGACAGUGCCUGCUAAAGGGCACUCUAUAUGAACACGGCGAGCGAUUCGCUCCCAAGGAGUGCGCGGAGUGCGUCUGUCACGACGGUAACAUGCAAUGCGCACGCGUCGAUCCCGACACAGCCUGCCCUCCGCUACCCUGCGACGCACCGGACCAGUUUACUGUACCCGGAGAGUGUUGCAAGUUCUGCCCUGGUGUGGACUACUGCAGUAUGGGACAUUCUUGCGAUGAAAAUGCUACAUGUAUGAAUCUUAAUACAAAGUACACUUGUAAGUGCAAUCAAGGAUUCCAAGGAGAUGGGAUCACGUGUGAAGAUGUAGAUGAAUGUCAAUCGGCCGGUGGUCUGUACGGUCACCACUGUCAUUCCAACACUCGUUGUGUGAACGUCGUAGGAGGGUACGUGUGUCAAUGUCUUCCGGGAUACACCAGGAGGGACAAAUUCAAUUGCGUUGAGGUGGACGAGUGUUUGAGUGACACACAUGGCUGUGAUCCUCACGCCGAGUGCAGUAACACGCCUGGUUCAUAUACCUGUCUGUGUAGGGAGGGAUACUCUGGAGACGGUUAUACAUGUACACCUAUAUGUAGCGGUGGUUGUCUCAACGGCGGUGUAUGCGCCAGUCCAGAGCACUGCGCAUGCGCACGCGGUUUCGCCGGCGCUCGUUGCGAGCGGGACGUUGACGAAUGCUUGCGUGCGGCUCACCCCGCCGCGCCGAGAGCGUGCGUGCCGCGAGCCGCGUGCGUCAACACGCCCGGCUCCUACUACUGCGUCUGCAGAAACGGUUAUAGAAGAGACCCCCAUAGAGAUCACUGUGAAGAUGUCGAUGAAUGUGCUGAAGGAUUUCAUACUUGUCAUCCGAGCGCACGGUGUGUUAAUACGGACGGAGGAUUCAGAUGUGAAUGUGAUACAGAAAAUUGUGAAUUGAGUUGUUCAUGGCAAGGCCGUAUUGUUUCUGACGGCGGCCGGUGGUCGGAGGCUGGUGGGUGUCGCGCGUGUUCGUGUGCACGAGGGGUGGCCGUCUGCGAGGAUGCUGUGUGCUCCUGUGAUACUGACAACACCUCGCUCACUUUCCAUAGCUCGGAGUCUAUCCCCCUGGCUCCAGCGUCGUGCUGUCCUCACUGCGACGCUCGUUACCACUGCCGUCACCAGGAGAUGCACCACGUGACCUUCCGUAGCGGUGAACGAUGGCUCUACCAGUGUCAGAUAUGUGAAUGCCUCCUGGGUGAGGUGGACUGCUGGGAGCCCGAGUGUGAGGAUGGCGGCGGGUGCUGCGCCUUUGACACGGGGGAGGCCCCGGGGAGCAGGAGCCGGGCAGAGGAGGAGCCCUGGCGCACCCCGCACCGCCUCGAGCUCGCAGGCUGCGCGCCACCACACUGCCCCACGUGCCAGUUUUCAAAGGGCGGGCAGUGUGCUACUUUGGUGAGCAAUCUCGCGUGUUGUGUGCAUCGAGGCCGGCGAGACGCGGCGGCGGCGGCGGCCCUGGCCCUGGCGGCGCUGUGGUGGGGCCGCGCGCCUCGACCUCACCGCAAGCACCGCGGCGCGCGGCGCUAG
Messenger RNA from Danaus chrysippus (African queen), 2526 nucleotides. The record is from the annotation of a GenBank genome assembly. NCBI's taxonomy places the organism in Eukaryota, Metazoa, Arthropoda, Insecta, Lepidoptera, Nymphalidae.